AGGUGUGCUAUCGGUGUAUCCUUUCGUAUCUUAAGUUAUCAUAUCGAGGAAUUAAGUAAAUUGGAGUGUAUUUGACAUUGCAAAACACACAUGACACUUUGUUUGAAUAACAGGUGCGAGAUAAAUAGCUAAAAAUACGAGAAAGAAGUAUCUGUCAAUGACAGCGAUUCGACCAAUCGUGUCGAAGCUUACAAGAGUCUAGUUGACGUAGCAUGGUUUCUGAUUCAAACGAGAAGACACAGUCGACGAAGGUGUGAGGGGUUAUCAUUCGUCGGGAUGUCUUUAUUUCUGUGAAAAUGUGCCAUGGAUAAAACACGAAAAGUAAUAAAAUCACCCUCUGUGAAGAGACGGAGCAGGAUCACGCCGAUCAACCAACGAGUGAGCCUUGAGAGGGUACUAGGUUUAACCUCUGCCAGUAAUGCUUCGUUUGCGUGUGACCCUCACUCUGGGACAGUAGCCUACACGGCAGGGUGUGUGGUGGUCCUUAUUAACAAAGGCAAGCAGUCACAUAUACUCAACUUUUCAAAGAAAACCCUCACAUCGCUUGCAUUUUCGCCAGAUGGGAAACACAUCGUCACAGGGGAGAGUGGGCACCAGCCUGCAGUUCGGGUGUGGAAUGUGGAGGACAAAUCACAAGUUUCGGAGCUCCAUGGUCACAAGUUUGGUGUCAACUGUGUGGCAUUCUCACCUAACCUGAAGUACCUGGUGUCAGUCGGCUCACAACAUGACAUGAUUGUCAAUGUCUGGAACUGGAGGACAGCAACCAAGGUGGCCUCCAACAAAGUCUCCAGCAAAGUGAAUGCCGUAGAUUUCUCGGAAGAUGGUUCUAUGUUUGUGACUGUUGGAAACAGACAUGUGAAGUUUUGGUACCUGGACAGCAGUAAAUCAAGGAUCAAUGAGACAGUACCACUACAGGGCCGCUCGGGGAUCCUUGGUGCACAGAAGAACAACUUCUUUUGUGAUGUCGUGUGUGGUAAAGGUAGGAAGGCAAAGAGUGUCUUCAGUAUCACACAGUCAGGUCUGCUGUGUGAAUUCAACGAAAAACGUCUACUAGACAAAUGGGCAGAGUUACGGACUACCAGUGCCAGCUGUCUGGCCGCAGGAGAAAAUCAUAUAUUUGCAGGAUGUUCCAAUGGUGUGGUGCGGGUGUUCAGUGCUCGGAAUCUUCACUUCCUAGUGUCACUGCCCCACCCUCAUCACCUCGGAGUAGAUAUUGGGUCAGUUCUCAGUGCCAGUCAAAUUCUACCCAGUAAAGAGGGUUCCAAGUUUCCUGACACGAUUGCGAUGGUUUAUGAUGACUUGCAUCAGAAGGCGACAUGUAUCUACAAUGACCACAGUGUGUAUGUAUGGGACGUCCAUGAUGUAAAGAAGGUGGGGAUUGUGAGAUCUUUCCUUUAUCACAGUUCCAGUAUUCUGGGCCUUGAGGUGGCGCCCCCUGUACAGGAUGGUGAGACACCAGUGCUGCCCCCUGGUUCUUUCAUCACAUGCUCCACGGAUGACACAAUACGCAUAUGGAAUCUUGAGAAUCACAUGACAGAAACCGAGUAUUACAAACGCAAUGUUUUUUCAAAUGAACUGCUGAAGAUCUGUUACAUUGAUCCAAGCAUGAUGUCUCUCCGGGAUGUCGACUAUAACCCAGCUGGAGGGACUGACAAGACAGACACAAACUACGAUGGUAAAAAUGGUGUCCGUUCUCUCUGUAUCAGCCCAGAUGGACAACACCUAGCAUCAGGGGACAGGAUAGGCAACGUGAGGAUCCAUGACUUACAGACAAUGAAAGAAAUCCACUCUAUAGAGGCUCACAAUGGGGAGGUGCUAUGCCUGGAGUACUCUCGUGUUAAUACUGGUCCUAAGCUACUGUCAUCAACCAGUCGUGACAGACUUGUUCAUGUGUUUGACCCCGAACAAAGAUAUGGCCUUCUUCAGACACUCAAUGACCACUCGGCAUCGGUUACUGCGGUCAAGUUUGUCGACACGGACAGCCAACUGAAAAUGUUGAGUUGUGGGGCAGACAAGUCGCUGUUAUUUAGGAAUGCUCAAAUGAGUCCAGAUUUCCAAUUUUCAUUGAACCAACACCUGGUGGCCAAGACAACACUGUAUGACAUGGCUGUGGAUCCAACACAGAAAUUUGUGGCCACAGCUUGUCAGGACCGAAAUAUAAGAAUCUACAACAUCAAGACAUCUAAGCAGAAGAAGCACUACAAGGGCUCCCUAGGAGACGACGGCACCCUGACCAAGGUCCAGCUUGACCCUUCUGGGAUAUAUGCUGCCACUAGUUGUACAGACAAGAACCUGUGUAUUCUGGAUUUCUGUACUGGGGAGUUGAUGGCCACUAUGUAUGGACACUCAGAAUUGGCUACUGGCAUCAAGUUCAGCUACGAUCUGAAGCACUUCAUCUCUGUCUCUGGGGACGGGUGUAUAUUUGUGUGGCGUCUUUCGGGAGAAAUGUCACGGCAGAUGCAGGAUCGACUAGAAGAACUUGGACAGUUACCAGAAGAAGCCCUAGCAAAUUCUAUGAACAAAACUGUUACCAUUGACAACUCUGUACAAAAGGAGGCAGAGUUUAAAACACCGACCAAGAUCCUGGCAGAGUUGACCCGUCAGAUGGAGGAGACAAGGGCUGACAUUCCACCGGAGAAACCAUCCUUGGACUACAGGUUCUCUGUUGGACAGCUCCCAAGCUGGGCCAAGUCCAAGGGAGAUAAAUCAAAGGAUAACAAGAGUGGAGAGGACCAGGGUUCAAACCUACCUAAAGGUCGCUGGGCCCAGAGGGUGGACAAUAAAGGCAUAAUGGCCCAGCUGGAUGGGAAAACUGUGGAACUAGAUGUUGGUACAGAUUGUAACACCAGAAAAGUGGGAUAUGAUGAUGUUGAUGCUCGCCGAGAGACAAUGGUAGUGGCGCAGCCAGAGAAUACGCCCAGGAAAAUACCAGUCAUAUUUGAUGAUGAAAAUGAGGAAGAUGAUGAUGACGAUGAAGAUUUCUUUCCUUCAUUCCAUAAAAAGAAAAUUUGGGAUGAGAGUCCUAGAUUUACUCGUCGCAAUAGCGUAGACGACCUAGACGAUGACCUUGACAAAGAGCCGGAGGUCAGAUACUAUCCUCCUAGUGAGGUGGACUCUGUAGAAAGUAAUGGAAGCUUCUUCACAGUAUUUGGGGGAGACAAGGAGAAAAACUCUUCUCGUCUAUCUGGUACAGAUAAAGGACUUGAUGCUGACUCUGAGAGUACAGACCCUGUUUCCAUGGAAGAUACCGAGGAGGAUGAGGACUCCAUGAGUAUUCCCUCCAACCCAACCACGCCGUCAGAGGAGUACAAUCUAAGGACCCCAGACAGGUUGUCCACCAUCAUCAAGGAAAAGUUUCUGAAGGACCGUUUUGAGAAUUUAAACUUCACCCCAGCAGUGUCAAUAGACAAGUUCCAGGAGAGACUUGAUGAAAUGGAAUCAAACAUCGUAGAUGACACACAGCCCCAAAUAGGAGCGAACUCUCGCAUUAGUAUUUCUACCCGCUUCCUGUCACGAGCACAGCAGGCCAACAUCAAGAACAUGAGCGUGUACAACAGCAUACAGAGACAGGACAACUGGUUUGAUUCUGUACAGAAAAGGAAGGAUGAAAUGGCCAGAGCUGUUGAUGAGACCAGAAAACGUUUGCUUGCUAUGGGUUGGAAUGACAAGACGAGUCCGGAGACUGAGUUGCCAGGGAAAGACAACCUGCCAUCGCCCCCUAUCAAGCUGCCAGCAGAGCCUGAACCUGAUUUGUUCGAUGACCUCUUGCAGCAGACCACUCCUACAAACAAGAAGUCUUCCCCGGGAAACACCCCACCUCAGAACAGUGGCCCUCAUACUUCAAAAUCAUUGCGUCGCUGUUGGUCAAGUUUUGACCUUCCAAAGACACCUAUAUUUGAGGAGAAGCCAUCUUGUUUGCAUAGUGCCUCGAAUCCCAACACACCAGUCAUCAAGUCUCAGGCUACCAUUUGGGACAGUCGAUCGUCAACUAGUGAGGACAGUAGUGAUCAUAAAACACCUACCAAUAAGUCAUCUAGUCGCAAGUCACGUCCAUCAACUCUAACUCUAGAACGGGAAAAGAAACGACGGGAGGUCAGUGUGGAAGUGCCCACAAGAAGCGGAGAAAAGAAGGUGACACCUCGGUCUCAGUCUCACAGCUCCCUCUAUAGGCAAACAGAAAGCUCCAAGGCGAAGAAGUCCAUGGGUUCCUCGAACAACCUGGCUCAGCAGGACAGACAGACACCCAAACAUUCCACAAACCUCACUAAGAGCACGUCCAUGACAAACUUGAGCGGUGGUGAGCGUCUGUCCCUGCCCAAAUCUCGACCGCGUAUGGAGGCCAAAAAACUAUCCUCCCUCUACACCUCAACUCCAAAUCUUGUUCAGGCCUUGGAUAAAAACCAAGAUUGUGAUGAUAUUCCAUCAAAAUUACAAGCACGUUUGGAUGCUAGUUUAUCAGAUAGUGACCUUCUCGAUGAGGACCUUCCAAAGAUAUCCUCAAAGAAAGAUUCUCAAACACGGGCCCCCACCUCCAAGCUUCAAGCAGAUGCCAAACGUAACUCAACAGGCGGUGGGGUUUCAAAGAGGGAGAAUGUGCGGAGCAGUAGUGCCACAAGGGCGGGUAGGCUGUCUUUACCAGCCUCUCCAGCAGUAAGUAUUGACAGUAAAACUGUGAAAAAGUCCUCAGUGGGCCGGGAGGACAAAGAUCUGAUGCCCCCUCCCUCCAAGGGUGUUGUCACCAAGGGCAAGCAGGAUACAUUCCUAAGGAGGGCAGUUCAGUCCAACCGUAAGGGUGUGUCAGAACUCACCCUGGCCCAGGCUAAAGACAUUUUGUUGGGGAAGUCAGGAAUCUUGGGGUCAAACUCCAAAUCCUCUUCCAACACUUCAACAAUCACAACCACAUCGUCAUCUACAAAGUUAUCUCAUUCAAAACCAUCAGUAUCUUCAACAGCCUCAUCUACAAAAUCAUCUUUACGCUCAAACUUAUCAACUAGUAAACAAUCUUUACAUUCGUCAACAUUCCCAACAUACACAGUAGCAAACGCAAGUUCUGUGUGUGCCACCAGUGCUACCAUGACAACAGUUUCAUCCUCAUCAAUGACUUGUAAUACAACCUCCACUUCCUCAUCUCCACGGUCACUGCACAAGGACCCUACCCACCUACAGAUAGCAACAGAGAUAGAGACAACUGCAGCAGAGAUACGCAGCAAAAAUCUCAUGGAAGCAGCCUUCCAGAACUUAUCUGUGCUGGACGCUAGUCCCAAUGACUUACCAGAAAGGGACUGUCCAUCAAACCAGGCGCCAUCUUCCCAAACAAAGUCUCCAGCCAUGUCUGGUACCAAUUUGAUAUCAACUCCAAAAUGGAGAGAUCUUUAUUCAGAGGAUGUGAAUAGUGAGGAAAACUGUACCAAGGAUGUGUCUGGUUAUGUGAGUCAGUCAUCAGGGCUGGAGGAAGAUGAUGAGGAUGGUCUGGGACACUCUUCUAGUAUAAAGGAGAGGAUUGCCAUGCUCCAGUCCCACUCUUCUCCCCAGUCUAGUCCGCGGUCUACCUCCACAGCUCACAUCACCCUCACCCCCAAUAAAUCAUCAAGCACCGCCCCAACUGCGGCUAAGUCUGGGUCGCCAAUCAGCUCUACACUCAGCCCACGCAGUUCCUCUGGGAUUGGCUCGAGCCUCGACUCGGAUGUUGCCACCAAACUGUUUGCCUCACCUGGUAGCAGCCUCAGCCCUCACAGUAAUUACCAUAUAGCCUAUGACAUAUCUGACUCUGAUGAGGGAUCAGAAAGGUCCCCACCACAGGAUACCACCAUACAGUCCUCGUCGUUCAGUUCCGAGCUUGACUUCAGCAGCAAAAGGUUGUCACUGAGUAAAGCUCUAGAGGCAGUCUCUGGUAGCCAUGGAAACGGUGGGGAUUCUACAGUGUCUGUAACAUCUAGUAACCAGCCCAACUCUUCUACUCCCACCAAUCUGACCUCUAACCUCCAGUCAGACUGGCCUACGUCCAGUACAAGGUCAACACCAUCAUCUAUCAUUUCCAACCGGUCAACUCUCAAUGGCUCACCAAGUGUCACCAAUGGUUUUACACCCAUCAGUCCUCGUAAACAAGAUUACCUCCAGAUUUGUUUGGAGGCAGUCAAAGAACUUCGACAAUCGGUGAAUAAGGUUUCAGAUCUGUAUGAUCAGGUCUAUCUGAAUAGUGACAACAAAUCCAGUGAAGCUGCAUCAAUACUGGUUGAGGCAGUCCGAGAAAAUAGACGGACAUUGUCCGAUCUAUUGUCCCAAACUUGUGAUUCAGAAGAAUUUUCCAAGAGCAGCACAACACCGGUGACCAUUCCCAGGGAGGUUUUAGAGCCAGUGCUCUCUAGCUUUGGAGAUAAACUUUUAGAGCGGUUUGAGCGGCUAGUAACACAAAAACUUGAGGCAGAGAAGCCGUAACAAAGGGGAAUAACUACAGCUUGGUAGUACUUUAACCGAGUAAACAAACACAUUCAUAAUGGCCUGUGAUUGGUGAUAGAGAUUAAAUCAGAAAAGGGCUGAAAUCUAAAACAGAGGGAAACUAUUAUUUCUCUUUCCCACUUGCCAAAAUUCUUAAAUACUGGUGAAUAUUUGACCACAUUUGUUCCUAGAGCGAGUUAUAUUUUGAUGUUAACAAGACUUUGAUCUAGUCAGUCUCUAAAAAUAUUAAAAUCUAUGUUCAGGCAUUCAAAAAUUGUCAUUUGAAAAAAAGAAAACUUUUUUUUUUUUUUUUUUUAAUUUUGAAUCAUUUUCAAUUAUAUUAAUUGAAAUUUAUUUCUUGAUGUUUCGUUAGAAACAAUCCAAUGGCUGAUUGUUCGAAGCUUAAUUGUCUUGUAUGUUUAAAUUUGGGUUGUGAUUGUGUAAAAAGGUGAGCGAUGGUUUAUUGUGAUGUAUUAAGUGGACAGUGUGUUAUUAUGAAAGUCUGUGUGUAAAGCGCGAGUUCACAGCUAAAUCAUGUAUGGUGAUCUUAAAGUGCUCAAGACUAUUUCAUUAUAAAAUAGUUCUUGGUUCAUGGGAAAUAGGAGACUUAUAUUCCAUGUAAAUUAUUCUUAUUCCAUCUAGCAUAUUUAUUUGUACAGUCUAAACAAUUAUCUUUAUAAGUGCAUGGGAGGGAUCUCUACAGCGACUAGAAAUGUUCUACAUAAAUCUGUGUGGUCUCUGUAGUUACCAUGGUGGGAUCUCUACAGCAACUGAAGGAGAUGUUAUACAUAAGUAUGUAUGGUCUCUGUACUUACCAUGGUGGGAUCUCUACAGCAACUGGAGAUGUUAUACAUAAAUCUGUGAGGUCUCUGUAGUUACCAUGGUGGGAUCUCUACAGUGACUGGAGGAGAUGUUCUACAUAAAUCUGUGUGGUCUCUGUAGUUACCAUGGUGGGAUCUCUACAGUGACUGGAGAUGUUAUACAUAAAUCUGUGUGGUCUCUGUAGUUACCAUGGUGGGAUCUCUACAGUGACUGGAGAUGUUAUACAUAAGUAUGUAUGGUCUCUGUAGUUACCAUGAGGUGAACUCUACAGCGGUUUCUAGUAACCACGCCCUAGUGAGGAAGGAUGUCAUUUGUGAACCUAGUCAUUUUAUGUUGUUGCCAAACCAGUAGUGAUGCAUGAUGAGGUGACCCCAUGUUGCCUGGGUAUCCAAACUUUAAUUUUCCUGUAUUUAUAUAUGUAUAUGGUAGUGAUGGUUACAUUCCACCAAUAAAUAUCCUAUAUUUUCUGGUACAUUGUAUAGGGACGUUUCACUGAUAUAAUAUGCCCAAUAGCUUUUCUUGCUGUGAUUUUGAUUUUCUGAGUUUUCUGUCAACAAGAUCUAUAUUUCAGCUGUGAUGAUUUCAUGGAGAGCCACAAAGUCAGAGAAAGCUGUUGGUGUAGAUGAAAGAACAUGUCCAUGUUGACACCAGCUAUAUCAAUUAUUAGGCUCCACUGUAUAUGUAUUUCAUGUUGAAACUAUGCAUUUUUGGUAUUUCCAUUUUCUAUUGUGUUAAUCUUAUGACUUCUGUGGAAUGUAACCAUCUCUACCAAUAGCGAGUGUGAUUGCAUGUCUCUACCGAGGAGAACUAUGGUCUCUAAUACAUACAAACAUAUCAGUAUCAUACCUCCCAAUGUCUUCCAAGUGGCAUGUCAUUUAGGCAUUUGUAUUGCUGUGUUGUGAUAGAAUGAUUUGUAAUAAGCCGACAAAUAUCGGUGUAUGUCUCUCUAGUAAAGUGUACUUUCAACGAAACAAAAAUGGCUUGUUUUUACCUUAGGCGACACCUGGGGAAAUUGUUGUUCAAUUUUAAAAGUGUUAAGUAUCAGACAUGUCUGAAGUUUAACACCGGACACCAUUCUCCUUAUUUGUACCUUUAACAAUGUGUCCAUGUUUGUUAAUAAUUGUUACCCGUCAUGUUUUAAGACGCUAUAUUUGUAGAUAUGUUGUUUAAAAUCUUUGACUCAUUAUUUAUUGUGCAAUACAUCACACUGUAAAUAAUUGAAGUUAAGUCUUGUGAUAUUUUCAAACGUUGCUUUCCCCACAAUUUGUAAAUACAUGUAUAUGUAUGUGCAGUGAAGAAAGGCACAUUCACAUGAUAGUGAAACGUGAGCAUUUCCACACUUGCCAAAAUAUUUAACAAUACUGCCAUUUUGUUGAUUUUUGUAUUUUGCAGCCAAAAAACAUUUUCUUGCUUUAAACAGAUGUUGAAAGUAAAUCUAGAAGUAUUAUUGACUCAUAUUGUAAAAGAUUGAUUUUUCACAAAUUCAAAUUGUACGAGAUUGAUUUUUCACAUAAUUUGUGAACAGUUUCUUUGCCAAAAAGGCUUGUUAGAUAUCACUUGUAAUCAAACAUUGGAGAAAUUGUUUACAGUAUUUGUCAUAAGAACUUUUGUAGAACAUUUUUUGGCAGAACGGCCAAAUCUAUCAUGAAGGGUCGUCACAGCCUUCCCGUCUUCCAGUAUGAAGAGAUUUAUGAUCCUGUCAUUCAUUGGUGCGAUUUCUCAUUCAAGUGCUAUCAUAUCACUACUUUUAUAUGAUAACUGUUUUACCAUGAUAAAGAUUAUUUUUAAUCAAUUUUAACACUUGGGACCAUAGCCGUUCAGGGUAAUCUGGCUGGAAGAGCCGUAAUGGAGAUAGGCAAGGUCUCGAUACUCGUAUCCUUUUAACAUCCCUCUUGUAUUACAUCUCAUUUACAAUCAUUGAAGGGAGGACCGUUGUGAUUGUGAAUGGGAUGUAUUAUGAGAGGGAAUCGUAGGAUUUCAAUAAACUGUAACAAACUUGGGUUGUACAUUACAUAUACGGCCUAAAUACAAAUUAGCUAUGCAAGACAUACCGAAGUGUCUCAUUCCAUCAAGGUAUGCAAAUUUAGCUGAAUGCAUUUCCAUGCUUGUAUUUUUUUUGUAAAUAUAUUGCGACUUUAUAAACCAACGAUGUACAAAAUAAACUUUUGUAUAAGAAUUCAA
Messenger RNA from Pecten maximus, 9438 nucleotides. Its product is annotated as mitogen-activated protein kinase-binding protein 1-like. Bases 304 to 6435 code for a protein of 2043 amino acids. NCBI's taxonomy places the organism in Eukaryota, Metazoa, Mollusca, Bivalvia, Pectinida, Pectinidae. The transcript is spliced from 36 exons. The record is from RefSeq and is a predicted model, not a curated record. Gene Ontology annotation, molecular function: protein binding.